Drosophila bipectinata is the source of this 2738-nucleotide messenger RNA. Its product is annotated as nose resistant to fluoxetine protein 6. The record is from RefSeq and is a predicted model, not a curated record. Gene Ontology annotation, molecular function: acyltransferase activity, transferring groups other than amino-acyl groups. Lineage: Eukaryota; Metazoa; Arthropoda; Insecta; Diptera; Drosophilidae.
GUAAUAUUCUAGCGAAAUCGAUAGGCCAGAGACGAGCAGGCGUGACGGGAGGAGGCGUGGCCUGAAGCGAGCUGAGUGAAUCGUGGUGCGGCGACCUUCGGCAAACGGCAAUCAAACAAGCCAUUUGAGAUAGCCAAACAAGCGCGCGGUCCAAAAAACGCGCACAAUACCCACCGUGUACUAACAACAAAUAGUAAAUAAGCCAAGGCAUCUAAGUACGGCAGCAGCAUGGAGAUCAGGCGCACCCCGCUGCCUUGGAGUCCGGUACUGGCACUGAUACUGCUGAUGCUGCUCGGCCUCACCGUGGAUUUUGGAGUUUUGGCCAAGGGCGCCAGCAAUCAGACCACCUCGCAGACCUGGCACCACCAGCAGCACUAUCCGAAUCAGCUCAAUGCAUCGCAAUCGCUGUCCGAUGAAGAGCCAGCGCUUUUGGAGCCAGACACCAGCUCAGCAAUUGUUAGCUCGCCCCAUGAGAAGCAUUUAACGCGCACCUCGGUCAUAUUUGGGCUAACUAAAGUGGCCAAUGAGAGCAGCGUUAGCCAGAAGUGCCACGCGCAGUUGCGGCAAGUGCAGCGUGGCAUACUUGGCAAGCAGCCAUGGGCCAUGAAGGUUUUGGACGCCUCCGGAACGAAGCCCUCCGGAUUCGUGUACGGCCAGAACUACUGGCUGGGCAGCAGGGAGGCCUGUCGAGGGGUUCAACGUCCCGUCGGAAUAACCCUCUCAAAGAACUUCGACAGAGUUAUGCACUAUGGGAUUAUCACACAACAAGCACCUUUUGACAUGGACUAUCGGGUCAUAUACCUGCGCCACAGCUCACCCUGGCAGGUGGAGAUCAAGCUGAUGUCCGAGCAGAUCAUUCACAUCGGCCUGUGCCUGCCCAGCUCCUGCAGCUCGGAGGAGGUAAUGAGCUUGGCACAGGACUAUGUCACUGCCGGAAUGUUCGCAGAGAACGAGAUCUAUGACAUCCGCCCGGAGGUGGUCUACAUGAAGGAUCUUCAACUAAAAGAGGCCUUCUUUGAGAGAGCCAGCUUCCGGCUGGUGGUGGCCUGUAUCCUAGCCACGGGCGCCCUGAUGCUCUGUGCCCAGCAGCUUACGGCGUCCAAGAAGCUGGCGCCCUUAGCCGAUGAGCCCGAUCCGGGGCUGGCACCCGCCGAAUCAGAGCUGUGGCGAGCCCUCCAUUCCAUGUUGCAGUGGGAGAAGUUCCAGAAGUUCGUACCCUGCUGGGAUGUGCCAGCCAACUGGGCCAAAAUAUUCUCCGUUCGCGAGAACGGUCCCAACGAAAUCCCUCUGAUGAACGGCCUGCGUUCAGUAUGCGCCAUCUGGAUCAUGGUCUUCCAUGUGGUCUGGUUCAUGUACUUCACAGUUCACAACAAGACGGUGCUAAUUUCUUACGCCGAGCAAGCGUUUUUCCAGUACGUUUCCUCGGCACCUCUUCUGGUCGAUGUCUUCUUCACAAUCAGUGGCUUCUUGCAAACCUACAACUUUCUGCGAAACUCUCAGCAACUGGAGGCAGUGCGUCGCAAUGGCUUUGGCCAGAAUCUGAAGCUCUUUGGCAAGCUGCUCUUCCACCGAUACCUCCGCUUGGGACCUCUGUACCUAGUGGUGAUGGCCACUGUGGACCUGGUCUAUGCCUAUAUUGGAGACGUUUCCGUUUACCACAUCAACGAGCGGUUCGACGAAAUGUGCUCCAGUCACUGGUGGCGGAAUCUGCUCUUCAUCCAGAAUCUGUUCGAUCACCGGGAUAUGUGCGCCAACUGGAGCUGGUCGUUGGCCUGCGAAAUGCAGUUCUUCAUCCUAGCCAAUGCUCUGCUGUUCCUAUAUGUCAAGCAUCCUAAGAUAGCCAAAUCCAUUGUGGCCUCUUUAUUCGUGGCCACCAUUGCCUGGUCCUACAGCAUCGGCCUGAGCAUUAAGUUCCAGCUUUCCUUCGAUGCUGCCUUUGCCACCGGCACUGAGAUCUACACGUCUCCCUUCGUCCGAGUCCUGCCCUAUAUCCUGGGAGCAGCCACAGCCUGGUGCCUGGCCAAAAACAAGAUCCAGGUGGAUCUGAGUGAGCCCAAGGAGCGCUGCUGCUGGCAUUUCGCAUUGUUCGUGUUCUUCGCUUGCAUUUACUCGACCGUGAAGCGCGAUUUGGGAUACUUCAUGUCCAUCAGCCUGUUUGUUUUCGGGCGCUUCUUCUUCUCCUUGAGCGUUUGCUGGAUGAUUGCUGGCAGUGCCCGGGGGCGGGGGGUGUGGUGGUCUCGACUCCUGGAGGCCAAGGGCUUCCAGCACGUCAGUAGGCUCUCCUAUGCCAUUUACCUCCUCAACCCACUGGUCAUUGCCUUGUUCUUCAGCUUGACAAACGCCAGUACGCACGCAGAUCCUUUUAUGCUGUGCGUUGUCACCUGCGGCUUCGCAGUCAUCGUCUACCUGGCCUCCAUCCUGUUUUCCCUUGCCUUCGAACUGCCCUUCAGCAAUCUGUCCAGCUUGCUGCUGAGGAGCACCAGCAAACCGAAAAGUGCCUAAAAGAUGCUAGCCCUAAGUUAGAUCCUUAAGGUCAACGCACACGCCUCCAUCUGACAAUUGUGAUCGCUUUCAUGUACAACAACUCAUCAUAAUCAAAGCACUAGGCUUAGUCUUGUCUUAGUCAAUAUUUCAUGUACUACCUAUAUAUCUUGUAUAUCGGUGGCCACUUUACAUAAUAAGCUAACCCUGUAGCAGUAGAUUCACACUGACAUACGUAUUAUAUAUAAUAUUUUAUG